AAAAGCGUUGCGAUUUUCAACAGGGUAAAUGGGUAAAUAAAGUAAUCUGUGUUUUUCUAUUUAUUAUGUAUAAGAGUCCUCCCAGAAAAUGAAACAGUAUUCAUCCCCUCGGCCUCAAAAGCAAGCAGUAGCUGCUGCUCUACAGAACCUCGAUUAAAUUGUCCUUUUUCAGCAGAAAACCAAGAACAGAGAGUGAAUUGAAUUGUUUAUUGGAGGGGGAAGUGCUCAAGAGAUCAUGACUUUGUCCAAAGCACCUUUUUUGAUUUUCAUCCUGCCCUUGUUUUUUUUAUGCGAGUCUGUUUUUUCGGACCUGCUUUCGUCUCCGAAAGAGCUAUCUGAAAUCCCCAUAAAUUUCCUCAAUUUUGCGAAGAAAGCUGAAGUCUUUGAUUGGAUGGUUGGGAUUAGAAGAAAAAUACACGAGAAUCCUGAGCUGGGCUACGAGGAAUUUGAGACCAGUAACCUUAUUAGGGAUGAAUUGGACAAGAUGGGGAUUUCUUACAAGUACCCAGUUGCAGUUACUGGUGUUCUUGGUUUUAUAGGAUCUGGAAAAUCUCCUUUUGUUGCAAUAAGGGCAGAUAUGGAUGCCCUUCCUCUAGAGGAAAUGGUGGAGUGGGAACACAAGAGUAAAAAUCCCGGAAAAAUGCACGCUUGUGGGCAUGAUACUCAUGUUGCAAUGCUUCUUGGUGCGGCCAAGAUAUUACAAGAGCAUCGUGAUCUUAUCAAGGGGACAGUUGUUCUAGUUUUCCAACCUGGAGAGGAAGGAUAUGGAGGUGCCAAGAAGAUGAUAGAAUCUGGCGUGCUUGAGAAUGUGGAUGCCAUUUUUGGCCUCCACGCGAAUUCUUUAUUGCCUGUGGGCCAAGUCUCAACUCGGGCCGGGCCCAUUAUGGCAGGGAGUGGCUUUUUCAAGGCCUUAAUAAGGGGAAAAGGAGGCCAUGCGGCCAUUCCUCAGCACUCGAUCGACCCAAUAUUGGCGGCUUCAAAUGUGGUUGUCAGUUUGCAAAAUCUAGUUUCUCGGGAAGCUGAUCCUCUUGAUUCUCAGGUAGUUACUGUUGGUAAAUUCCAAGGAGGUGGCGCGUUUAAUGUUAUUCCAGAUUCUGUUACCAUUGGUGGCACUUUCCGGGCCUUUUCAAGUGAAAGCUUACAUCAGCUUAAGCAGCGAAUUGAAGAGGUAAUCGUAGGGCAAGCUGCCGUGCAAAGGUGCAAUGCAACUGUGACUUUCGAAUCCAAAGACCAGAUAUUUUACCCGCCAACCGUGAACAAUCUCGAGCUACAUAAGCUCUUUCAGAAAGUGGCGAGUGACAUGGUGGGUCCCGAUAAGAUAAAAGACAUGCAGCCAUUGAUGGGGUCCGAAGAUUUUUCCUUCUACCUGGAAAAAAUUCCCGGUUAUUUCUUUUUUCUCGGGAUGAAAGAUGAAACUCUGGAUAAACCUGUGAUGGCACAUUCACCUCAUUUCGUGGUUGAUGAAGGUGGGCUGCCUUAUGGUGCUGCACUCCAUGCAUCGUUGGUUGUACAGUACCUUCUCGAUGGAGAGAAAAGGAGUACUAGCCCCGUUUAUGGUGGCCAUCACGAUGAAUUGUGAUAUUCCCCAAUUUUUUUUAUCUAUUUUUUUAUGCCGGUUAUGGUUUUUUUAGUCUCUGUGGAUGCUGGCUUUUGAUGGGGUUUAUUGUCAUGUUAAGUUGUCUGCAUUUGUGAUUUUAUAAUUUGAUUUCUACCUUUCUAUUUACUGAUAAAAGUUGUGUUUUGAUCAUUGGAGAAUUUAAAGCUGGCUCCUCAUGAUAUCAUUGUUUUUUGAGUAGAAGGGUGUAUAUAAAGAUGGGGGUUCUAGUGAAAAUAAGAAUUGAGUAAAUCAAGCAUCUAUUAAGCUAGAUAUAAU
Messenger RNA from Striga asiatica, 1873 nucleotides. The record is from the annotation of a GenBank genome assembly. NCBI's taxonomy places the organism in Eukaryota, Viridiplantae, Streptophyta, Magnoliopsida, Lamiales, Orobanchaceae.